CCCACUUUGACACACCAUGAAAUGAAGGCCAAAUUUUCCCACUUUUGUGUCCGAUGUUUCAUGUUUUCCUCCAAAAAUGUGUGAUGUUCCCGACAAAAAUGGACGAUGUUAAGGUCAAAUAUGGAUCUCCGAUCCAUCUUCCUCCGAUCCAUAAUAACCCUUUUCUCCCCCAUUCGAUCUUCAUCACCAUCAAGCUCAAGUGGUAAGCAUGGCUGCUACCACCAUUCUAAGCCGCACCGUGGGGUGCUUUUUCUUCCUCGUGCUCGCCUCCUUCUCUGCAUCUUCUCUGGCUUUAACCAACGCCGAGGUAGAAUACAUCUCCCGCCGGCAGCUCCUCAACUUCGGCAACGGCGACAUCCCCGACGAUUUCGAGAUCGUCGUCGACCCGAAGCUGAAGUUCGCCAACGACCGGCAGAAGAAAGCCUUCGUGGCGCUGCACGCGUGGAAAGAAGCCAUUUAUUCCGACCCGAAGAAGACGACGGCGAACUGGGUCGGCACCGAUGUCUGUUCCUACAACGGCGUUUUCUGCGACCACGCGCUCGACGACCCCAAGUCGUGGGUGGUCGCCGGGAUCGACCUUAAUCAAGCCGACAUCGCCGGCCACCUCCCCGUCGAGAUCGGACUCUUAACCGACGUCGCCGUCAUCCACCUCAACUCCAACCGCAUCUGCGGCAUCGUCCCUAUCAGCAUCAACAAGUUGAAGCUCUUAUACGAGCUCGAUCUGAGCAAUAACCGUUUCGUGGGCCCCUUCCCGGAAAUCGUGCUGGAACUAAACCUUAAAUACCUCGAUUUACGCUUCAACGAUUUCGAAGGGAAACUCCCGCCGGCAUUAUUCGACAAGAACAUCGACGUCAUUAACCUAAACAAUAACCGCUUCGAGUCCGAACUCCCCGAGAAUUUCGGCAAUUCUUCCGCCUCGUUAAUCGUCCUCGCUAACAACAAAUUCAGCGGAUGCGUUCCGGCGAGCAUUAGCACUGGCAGAAUGGCCGACAGCCUGGAAGAGCUGUUAAUGUUGAACAAUGAUUUCUCCGGCUGUUUGCCGGAGGAAAUCACGCACCUCAAGAGUGUGACGUUGUUUGAUAUGCAAAGCAAUAAGUUGACCGGAGAUUUGCCGGCGGGGCUUGAGUACAUGAAGAACGUGCAAAGCAUCGUGCUUUCCGACAACAUGUUCAGCGGGAAAGUUCCCUACAACCUCUGCACGCUGCCGGGGCUGAAGAACCUGUCGCUCGCCAACAAUUUCUUCGACCAGGAAGAUGAGGCGUGCGUGCCGCCGCGGGAUGGGAUUGAGAUUAAUGAUUCCGGGAACUGUUUGGUCGGGCGGCCGGGGCAGAGGUCGGAGAGUGAAUGCCAGAAGGUUUUGAGUACACCGGUUGACUGCAGUAAAACCGGUUGUAGAAAACCCCAGGAGGCGGCGCCGCCAACGUUAACGCCGGAGCCAAAUGCUCCGACGCCUGUGGCGGAAACUGAAGAUUCCGGGGAGUCGCCGGAGCCCUAUAACCCACCAAUCUAUCUCCCUCCAGCUCCCGGCCAGGAGCCACCUGCAAUACAGCCGGAAUCCCCGCUGCCGCUCUCACCGGAACCAAUCUCUAUUGUCCCAAGUGCGGCCCCCAUUAGCGAGACACCAGAAGUUCCAAUUCCGAGUGCUCCAGAAGGCGAGGGGCCGGCACUCGCGCCGGAAGUUCCAUUCUUUACACCGGAUGCUCCAGAAUCUAGCCCGCCGUCGCUGGCACCGGAACCUGAAUCUACGCCGGAAACACCUGAAUCUUCUACGCCAACAUUUGAUGAUCAAACGGGGACACCACCACUUCCACCGGAGGGUUCUAUGACUCUUUCCCCGACUUCUGAGCCGCCGGAAUCUACUUCUCCGCCGCCCUUUGCGGACGUUAAAAUUCCUCCUAACUUGGGGUACAUAUACGCUUCACCGCCACCCCCAAUCUUCAAAGGCUAUUAAUUGAGUGGGCGUGAUGAUACGUUUCUAUAUCUUUAGCACCAUUUUAGAUUGAAAAACAAACAACGAAAUUACCAUGCAGAAAUAUAUCCUUAGUAUAGUGUUGUACCAGUAGAUCAGAACUUAAUUGUCAGCAUAUUUUGGCUUUCUGGAGAAUUCUUGUGUAGUUGUGUGUAACUGUAUUGUACCCAUUGCAUAAAGUUUCUUCUGAAACGUAAAGAAAUACAAAUAGCAUUUCCAUU
Messenger RNA from Ipomoea nil (Japanese morning glory), 2190 nucleotides. Its product is annotated as leucine-rich repeat extensin-like protein 4. Gene Ontology annotation, molecular function: protein binding. NCBI's taxonomy places the organism in Eukaryota, Viridiplantae, Streptophyta, Magnoliopsida, Solanales, Convolvulaceae. The record is from RefSeq and is a predicted model, not a curated record. The transcript has a single exon. Bases 209 to 1951 code for a protein of 580 amino acids.